AUGGAUUUGCUGAGCGCGUUGCAGCCGUUACUAUCAAUUACCAACUCCAUUAGAUACGUCUACUUAAACCAUGAAUUACAACAUGAUGUCGGAAUGACAAGUCCCGGAUAUAGCGGAGUUAAAUGUUUCCUCGUAUUUUAUGACGAGCGGUGCCCAUUAAAUUUGAGACCAGAGUUAUCUUAUAUUACUGAAACGACUUAUGAGGGUAUAUGUGUAUUGCACCUUCUAAGGUCGCUGAAUUUGCAUCGUCUUGAGGUAUGGAGUCGUAAAGGAGCCGAGAGGACUGGGACUAAUAUUGAAAUGUUUAAGGGGAACAAACGGUUCUGUAAGAGUAAUGGGAGUACUUGGAUUUAUGGUAAUAUUAGAUUUACCGGAGCUCGUUGCACUAUGCAGACUUUUCGAUGCUUGGCAGAACGUGUGAAAUCAGGUGCGCCGUCGAACCACCAUGUUGUAGAUCACCACGUGGGAAGUCACUUAUGCCAUUUGAAUGCAGAAGAGGAAGAUACCGUCCUCCUGCAUCAUCAUCCACAUAUCAACGAGGGCACUCCCCCAUCACAUCCCAGUUACUUCAAGGACGGAGAUCCCUUAGCGCUUUGUGAUACCCUGCUUCCGAGACCAUCCAUAAAAACGUCAGGAUUCGAUGACCCUCAUAACGCCGAUGCUUACUUUGACCCUCAGACGAGAAUUAAGAACAACAUUAACAUCGACUGGGAUCGUGCCAAGUGGGUUCUUGGAUUUAGUUGUAGCCAUAUCCACUCCAAAGUCAGUUUGCUUAAAUGGAUCACAUUCAAUAACGAAGCUACCAAUUACCUACCCAAUAUAAUAGUCGAAGAUUUAACGGAAGAAGCUAAUUGCCACACAAGGUUCUCCCAUAAUCAUGGCAACAAUCAGCAAUGUCUAGUACCAAUUGCGGAUUCCGCCCUGCAAAUGCCUUCAGGCGGAUAUAUGAUUUGGAAGCUUUAUGCAGAGGAUAAUGUUGCUCAGAAAGAUUGCAUUCUCUCAGUAAAUAGACCUACAACCCCCCCCCUCCCCACGUGCAUCCC
This is a messenger RNA of Gregarina niphandrodes, 1043 nucleotides long. RefSeq lists its product as hypothetical. The transcript has a single exon. The record is from RefSeq and is a predicted model, not a curated record. Lineage: Eukaryota; Apicomplexa; Conoidasida; Eugregarinorida; Gregarinidae. The annotation marks the transcript as partial.